Molecule: messenger RNA, 1647 nt
Organism: Micropterus salmoides (largemouth bass)
Lineage: Eukaryota; Metazoa; Chordata; Actinopteri; Centrarchiformes; Centrarchidae
Product: kallikrein-11-like
Exons: 10
Coding region: 94-1647 (517 amino acids)
Biological process (GO): proteolysis
Molecular function (GO): serine-type endopeptidase activity
Source: RefSeq, a predicted model, not a curated record
CCUUGAGAAAGAGUAAGAUAAAGACCCAUUCAGUUUGUCUGUAUAUAAACCCACUGCAUCUGUUCCUCUGUUCAUUAGGUGCAGAAAACAAUCAUGAAGUACUUCAUUCUUCUGGCCCUGUUCGCUGCAGCCUUUGCUGCUCCCAUUGACGAUGAGGGUGACAAGAUUGUUGGAGGCUACGAGUGCGGAAAGAACUCUGUGGCCUAUCAGGUCUCUCUGAACGCUGGAUACCAUUUCUGUGGAGGCUCCCUGAUCUCCAGCACCUGGGUGGUGUCUGCUGCUCACUGCUACAAGUCCCGCAUCCAGGUGCGUCUUGGUGAGCACAACAUUGCUGUCAAUGAGGGCACAGAGCAGAUCAUCGACUCUGCCACGGUCAUCCGUAACCCCAAGUACAACAGCGGCAACCUGGACAAUGACAUCAUGCUGAUCAAGUUGAGCAGGCCCGCCAAACUGAACAGCUACGUCCGCACCGUGCCCCUGCCCUCCAGCUGUGCCAGCGCUGGCACCCGCUGUCUGAUCUCUGGAUGGGGCAACACCAGCAGCUCUGGAAGCAGUUAUCCUGAUCGUCUGAGGUGCCUGGAUGCCCCCAUCCUGAGCGACAGCAGCUGCAAGAACGCCUACCCUGGACAGAUCACCGUCAACAUGUUCUGUGCUGGAUUCCUCGAGGGAGGCAAGGACUCCUGCCAGGGAGACUCUGGUGGCCCCGUGGUGUGCAACGGUCAGCUGCAGGGUGUUGUGUCCUGGGGUUAUGGCUGCGCCCAGAGGAACAAGCCCGGAGUCUACGCCAAGGUCUGCAACUACGUCAGCUGGAUUCGCAACACCAUGUCCUCCUACAGUGGCAGAGUGGGUACAAAAGGGCAUGCAGUGCACAGAGCUGACAUCGAGGCUCAGACCGAACCCAUCAUGAAGACUUUCAUUCUUCUGGCUCUGUUCGCAGUGGCAUAUGCUGCUCCCAUUGACGAUGAGGGUGACAAGAUUGUUGGAGGCUACGAGUGCGGAAAGAACUCUGUGGCCUAUCAGGUCUCUCUGAACGCUGGAUACCACUUCUGUGGAGGCUCCCUGAUCUCCAGCACCUGGGUGGUGUCUGCUGCUCACUGCUACAAGUCCCGCAUCCAGGUGCGUCUUGGUGAGCACAACAUUGCUGUCAAUGAGGGCACAGAGCAGAUCAUCGACUCUGCCACGGUCAUCCGUAACCCCAAGUACAACAGCGGCAACCUGGACAAUGACAUCAUGCUGAUCAAGUUGAGCAGGCCCGCCAAACUGAACAGCUACGUCCGCACCGUGCCCCUGCCCUCCAGCUGUGCCAGCGCUGGCACCCGCUGUCUGAUCUCUGGAUGGGGCAACACCAGCAGCUCUGGAAGCAGUUAUCCUGAUCGUCUGAGGUGCCUGGAUGCCCCCAUCCUGAGCGACAGCAGCUGCAAGAACGCCUACCCUGGACAGAUCACCGUCAACAUGUUCUGUGCUGGAUUCCUCGAGGGAGGCAAGGACUCCUGCCAGGGAGACUCUGGUGGCCCCGUGGUGUGCAACGGUCAGCUGCAGGGUGUUGUGUCCUGGGGUUAUGGCUGCGCCCAGAGGAACAAGCCCGGAGUCUACGCCAAGGUCUGCAACUACGUCAGCUGGAUUCGCAACACCAUGUCCUCCUACUAA